AGCAACACAUUCUCUCCCUGACGCCGCCGAUGACUUGCGGCCUGACAGCGCGAUGGAUUCGACCGGAUUGUCUGCUUCGGAGAAAAUUACCCUCUUCAGUGCGUGGGGCCUGAUUCGCAAGGAUUUGGAAGUGCAUGGCCGAAAUAUGCUGCUGCUGUUGUUUCACAAGCAUCCACACUACGUUUCGUACUUUGAUUUUACCGACGAUCCGGCGGCCCAAUCGCUCGUGGACAAUAAAUCACUCUUCAACCAAUCGAUCCACGUCAUCAAAGCGUUCGGUUCGCUGAUCGAGUACGGGCUCAAGGAUCCGGACCUGUUUAAUGAGACGCUGAAAAAAAUUACACGCAAUCAUCAGCAUCGGAACGUGUACUCGAGUGACGUACUAACUAUCGGGGAAGUUUUGCUCGACUAUCUUGCCCAGGUGCUCGGACGUCAAGUGUCCGAUUCGUUGCCCGAUGCUUUUCGGAAGCUGUUUGCGACUAUUGCUAGCCGAUUUCCUGUGCCACCAUCACCAACAACCACUCCACCAUCGUCAUCGAUCGAGAGUGAUGGAAACGAUCCCGAAAUAGAGAAAACUGAUGAUUCACAAUAACUUGACAAUGCGCUCCGUAAAACAUCGCGGCAGUACUCCAAAAUAAACUCAAAUUUGUCUUGGAUUCUCGGGAAAAAGUUCGACGCAAUCGCUCAAACGCCGCCCCCAAGGGUCAACAACCAGAUUGGCAGGUAGCUUCAUUUUUACGCACUCAGCAGUGGAAGUGACUUUGCGAAAAUUUCCAAGAACAGCCGACGGAAUUCAUUAGCUCCCGAAGAAGAGCACACCUUUCGAUUGAGACGAUGGCAGGUAGGCGUUUGAAACCAAGGCAAGCCGGUGAUUUCGGUGAA
Anopheles stephensi (Asian malaria mosquito) is the source of this 882-nucleotide messenger RNA. RefSeq names its product extracellular globin-E1-like. The record is from RefSeq and is a predicted model, not a curated record. The transcript has 2 exons. Bases 53 to 592 code for a protein of 179 amino acids. Lineage: Eukaryota; Metazoa; Arthropoda; Insecta; Diptera; Culicidae. Gene Ontology annotation, molecular function: oxygen binding; heme binding.